This is a messenger RNA of Symbiodinium sp. CCMP2456, 5189 nucleotides long. The record is from the annotation of a GenBank genome assembly. NCBI's taxonomy places the organism in Eukaryota, Dinophyceae, Suessiales, Symbiodiniaceae.
CCGGGCUCAGAGUUGGCGGUGGCCCGGGUCUUGAAGGGCUGUUGGAGGGCAUUGUCUCUCAACUUAUGCCGUUGAUCACCGAGAUGAUUCAGAAAGCCAUUGCUGAAGCGCUGGGUAGUGCGAUCGGCCCUAGUGCCCUUAGCCCAGCCGGCGACCAGGAGGAUCAGACAAGCGAGCCGCGCAGCAAACGUCACAAGGGCGGCGGCCGCGAUCCCAAGCGCAAAGCCCCCGACACCAUGGAGCAGGAGGCGGCACCAGCCGAAGGCGAGUGGCGCACAGUGCAGAGGCGCAAGGAAGAUGCUGAGCCCUUUGAGCUCCGCGGCCAGGACUGGGAUGUGCCGAUCGUCCCGCACGAUGCCAUCGGGCGCAAACUCGACGAGCUCCCGGAGAACAAGGCCUUGGAGGGUGUUGUUUUGGCCACCAAAGCCCAGCUUGAUACGGUCAGGACCAUCCUUAGGGGCACCACCAAGCCGCACCGCAUCAUGUGUGUUGAGGUCAAGAAGGACGGCAAGGAACGCAUUCCAGGCCGUUCCGGCAACCAGCUGCGCUUCAAGCAAGCGGAGAUUACCACGCACUUCUCGCAGGGCUCCUCUGCCCCUCGUUAUGCCGGCACCAAGGCGGCGGUGGUCUCAGUGGCCCCGACCAAGACCACCACGGUUUACAUUCGCAUCCCGGCCGCCUAUUGCAGCACCGAGCGUUGGAAGGAGAUUCGCAAUAGCCCCGCGAAAGCCGUCGCAGCAUGGGCUGCAGAGCAAAGAGUCAUCCUGGCAGAUUCCUGGGGAUGGGUCGAGGAAUCCCCACCCAAACAGGGCAAACAGCUGUUCGGCAAAGCCCGCCUGGCCGAGAAAGAGAUGUCCAGCCUGCUUUGCGUGAGCGGGCGUGGGGGCAUCUUUGUAGAUUGCAUCAGGGAUGCCAUCCCAGCACAGGUUCAAUGGCUAGCCCGCACGGACAAUGAGCCGGCCACGGCGUACCUCGAAAGGGGCCUCAGGAUGUCUGCUCAGCUGGGGCUUGCUUCGCAGGGCGGUCGUCUGGGCGCCCGAUCCACUAGGGACCCGAAUGCUGCAAUUCCCCGGGUGUGGGUCCUGCCGCACGUGCCUCCUGAUUGGGGGCCGCCUGAAGUCACGCAGGUUUUGGAGCAAUCCUUUGAUUCGGUGACGCUCAUUCAUCAUCGGCGCACCGGCCGGGAGCAGCUUUACCGCUUCAGGGGAACCCACAAGUUUGGAGACCGGGACAUUGUACCAUUGCAGGUCCAGGUCUCCGAGGAAGGCACCGCCAGUGAGAUGACCAUGUGGGCCACGAUUGCCCCAGUCAAGACGCCGAGCAACAAGCAGACAUGGCUUCGGAACCAGGCCGUCCCCUUGAUUGCGCCCAAGGAGCCUGGACUCAAGUCAGCUCAGGUUAAGGCACCACAGGCAUCCAGCGUUGCGGCAAAUGGCGAGCCACAGCAGCCGGCCCAGGUCCGCGCAGUCAGCCACCGCCAGCUCCCGGCAGGAGUUAAGAUUGAAGAGGCGCCAAAGGAUGGCAGUUGCCUUUAUCACUCUAUGGCUAAAGGGUUGCAUUGGCUGACUGGCAAAUCUUAUUGCCAUCGGGACCUUAGGGCGAAAGCCAACCAGCAUAUCGAAAAACACCUUGAGCAAUAUCUGCCUGAGUUUGACGGCCAUGGGCCGAACCACGAAAAGCUUCGCGAUGCCCAUCCUGGCGACGACGCGGCUGCACUCAGGGCUUACCUCAAGUUGGCGGCCGGUGAAAGUGCUUAUGCCAGCAACUUAGAAAUUAAGGAAAACCGGCGAGCAAAGACCAUAGCUUUGUGGCUGACACCCAAGCAUGUUGACUUGCUUUUGCCCACGGCCUCCGAUGCAAGCUACCCAGCUGAGCUUUUUGAUCCGAGCCCGGGCCAACUCAUUGAUCUUCGUGCCGGCGGUCGUGCUCAGGAUGGCGCCGCUUCCGUGUGCAGCCGGGCCUCGCAAGCUUCCCGCGCGAGCGGCCAAUGGACGCGAGCUUCGGGCGCGGCCUCCUCGAGGCAGUCAACUUCCCAGGCCAAGGUGCAGCCGACAGGCCAGGUUGCUCAGGUUGGGAAUGGUGCUCGUGUCGUUGCCUCCUCCGCCGGGGCCUCCUCGAUUCGCACAGGCACGGUGUGGUCCGCCCGGAGCAGCAAGAGGCGCAAGGUCGAUUCGGUUCAGGGGCAUGAGCCACGACAGCGGGACCUCGUUGCCCGCACAGGCCAGGCCACACAGCCAAAUCAGGACUGCUCUUACCCACCGAGCUCCGGAGCUGCCGAUGGAGCCGGUGAGGACGAGCUCCACAUCCCCGCGCCGCCGACACCUGAUGCUGAUGCGGUGCGGCCUGCUCGCUGCAAGCCUGCUUACUUUCGCACGGAGCAAGGCGCUGCCAUCGCGCGACAGGGCGUGUUUCAGUGUGAGUUCUGCCCGUUCCGAGUGCAGGGCACGGACCCGCGCAAGAUCGGCAAAACCAGGUACUGGCAUCUCACCCACUACCAUGAGGGCCGUGGCAUCUGGCAAAAACCCCAGAAGCUCCAGCUUACGGGCCGGGGCAAGAAGGCGGAUUUUCUCUGGAAGUGCCCGCUGUGCAGGCUAGGUCUUCGCCGGGCCGAGGCCGAGGGGCAGCCCCCAAACAAGAUAAGCCGGGCCAAGACGGCACAUAGGCUCCAGGCACACCCUGAGGUGAACGAAGCCGCGUGGAAGGUCCUCACGCACCGCCAGGGCAUGGGCUCCGUGGGCAAGGCUAAGAUCCGAGCGGCUCGCUUCAACAUCAGGACCUCUUUGAUUAAGGUGAAGGAGUUGCCUGCUCAUAUCGUCAGUUUUGUGCUGCCGGUCCCCCGCAAGACCAAGCAGGAUGAUCUCCAAGUGCCGCGGGCCGCUGAUCAGAUCGGGUUCCGGAGUUGUUGGAAGUGCAGGCGGUGUGGCACGAUUGCGCGUGCCACCACCACCCUGAAGAACCACACUGGUGCGCAGUGCCCGCGCACAAACCCGGGGGUGGUCCAGAACCGGCUGAGGGCUCUCAGGAAGCUGGAGCGCAAGGUGGCAGGUGCCAACAACACGGGUUUCUCAAAAACCCAGCUGCAAGAGAUCUUCCAGACAGCCCGCCGCACCAUCGAGGUUUCUGACUUGCAAUGUGGCCAGGACGCUGCCGUUGCUGCCUUUCAGGAAGCCGACAUCAAUCGCGCCACGGCCCCUGGAUUUGCCGCUGCUUGGCGUCGACAUGGGUUCCAAACCGCCCUGGGAUCCUGUGGGCACAAAGGCCUGCGCCGCGUUGCUUUGGUCUCCAGCCUCCCGAUGCAACCCGUCGAUCUGAGCAUGGACGUGCAUUGUGAUCGUGCUGCCGCCGGCCUUGUCUCCAUGCCUUUGGGAGCUCGACGUGCCUCUGUGUUGGUUGUUUCCUUCUACGGGUUUUCCUGGGACUUGGGUCGCACCAACGAGGCCUUCGAUGCUUUAAUGAAGGCGAUCGCCGUGUUCGGCGGACCGUUCAUCAUUCUAGGAGACUACAACUGCACCCAGGCUGAAGGUCUCGUGGCAGCUACGCUUAGUGCCUUUGCGGUCCGGGCGGCUGAUGAGUCGUGCCUCUUGGAGCCGCCGUGCACCAACCCUGCCAACACACGCCGCAUCGAUUAUGCCUUAACCCACCCUGACUUGGUGGCGAUCGGUGGGCAUACUUUUCGGCAGCCCGAGAUUUCGGAUCAUGGGAUUGUGCGGGUUGCCACAACAAGUUUCCCGCGCACUGAGUUGGACUUGCUGCUGUCUGCGUCCCGCUUGGAUUCGGCGUGGGCGCUGCUUUCGGAUUGGGCGGAAGCCUACCUCGGGAUUUCCGAUGCCGAGUGCCGAUGGAGCCUGCCAUGGCAACCUCAGCCGAAGGAGCUUCCCUGCGGAGCCCCGACGUGCAAUGGGCACGAGCCUCGCCCUCUCAGGGCAUUGCGGCAGCUGGCCCGCCGCCUUCAACAGUUCCUGCAGGAGCCUUGGAAUUCUGCGUUGCAUGGGCGGCUGUGUCGCUCCUUGGGACAUGUGCGUGCUCAGGUUCCGGACCUCCCUUUCAUUGAUCCUGCUGACCCUGCUCAGGCCUUGCCACAGGUGAAUGCAAUCAUUGAAGAGCAUCGGGUGGCCCAUAGGACGUCUUGCCUUGAUAAGUGGCAGCAGAAGAUGCAGGAAGCGCCGGAGCGCGCCAUCAAGUGGAUCAAGCGUCGUGCCGACUUGGACUUGGCACUGCAGCAGCCUCCUGUCUUGGCGGAGGCGAGCAAUGGCACGAUACACCCAGCCGAUCGGUUGCAGGAGCAAGGGGAGCUCUGGCUUCGGAGAUGGCAAACUCCUGCCACGACGGCUGACAUCCCGGCUUUCCGCCGGCUGCUGCGCAACCUUCCGUCGCAUGCCCAGGUGGAGCUGGAUUUAGUUCCUACGACUCAAGAGCUCAAGAGCGCGAUGGGGAAAAUGAGAUCCAAGUCGCCAGGAGCUGAUGGAUGGAAGGCCCACAUGCUGUUGGGCUUGCCGGCUACGUGGUGGAGCGGUUUUCAGAGCCUUUGGGCCGCAGUCAUCACCGAAGGGCAAGUGCCCAGCUUGUGGAGGCGGUCGUUGAUCGUCCUCUUGUCCAAGCGGAACCACGCUACGCGCCCGGUGGCCUUGCUGCCCAUGGCGUGGAGAGCAGGAGCCCGAGCCGUGGCCAGGCGGCUAAAGGGGUGGGUUGUUUCCUGGAACGGCGCUAGAGCUUGUGGUGCGGCUCCAGGGCGGAGCGUGGCAAACGUUCAUGCCAGGAUCCUCCAAGCGUGGCACCUGGGAACACAUUCGUUCAUACAACAGGAUCUCAGCUCCUUUUUCGAUAGCCUCAGCAUGCCUGCGAUCACCGAAACGCUGAGCCACCUCGGCGCUCCUGCCGCCUUGGCCCGGCUGAUUGCGAACUUCUACGCUCAGCAGUUCCGCCUGUUUACCAUCGAUGGGCAUACCUCGCCGUGCUGGCGGGCGGCUAAUGUUGGGUUGCUUCAGGGGUGCCCUUUGAGCCCGCUGCUUAGUCUUUGCGUGGGGCAUCUCUGGACACAGCAUGUGUCCCACACGGUCGAGUCCGGCAUCUUCAUCGAUGACCGUGUGUUGUGGUUCCCCGAGGGCUCUUCUGCCACAAACGAGGCUGCUCAGCAAGCUCUGCAAAGGAGCGACGACUUCGACGCCGCGGGGCUUGACCUGCUCCCGUAG